AUGGCGUCCCUUCGGGGAGAGUCUUCUCUACCGUUCGUCGAUAACACACGCCAAAAUCGAACAGAUACAGAAGAUGAAGAGCCACUAUUUGGUGGCACGCCAUUCCGUGAUGCUCAUGCAAAUACAACGGAUGCAUUCGAAUCGAGUGCCCGUUCAUAUUAUUCUCUUUUGAAUGUCGACGAGGAUGCCUCAGAAGCUCAGAUUCGCGAUGCAUACAAGACUCUUGCUAUGGCAUUUCAUCCCGAUAAACAUCCCGAUCCGCAUAAUAAAGAGCUUGCGGAGGAAGCUUUCCGAGACAUCCAUAAGGCGUACCAAGUCCUGAGUGAUCCAGAGCAGCGGUCGGUCUACGAUCACUUUGGCGAGGAAGGUCUCCAGUCUUCAUGGGCUCUAGCAGCUCCUGGACGCUCACCGGCCGAGAUGCGCGCAGAGUUCGAGCGCCAAUCUCGACUUCGACAGGCAGCUGAUGCAGAGAGUCUUGUAAACUCUCACGGUGAAUUUUCUGCUGUGAUCAAUGCAUCACCCCUGUUUGUUCGAAAUGCACGAAUCGUGUCACCAUUGAAUCCUGCUAUCCAGACAAGAUUAACCCUAGCCAAGCGUCUUGCGCUUGUUUCGUGCCCACAGAUUGUUGGAGAGCACGGCUUUGAUAUUCCUCUGACGCAAUCUUCAACUUUGGCCGUUUCAGGCCAACUGAUCAAAAACGGACAAAUGGGUGCAGGUAACCUCAUUGGUACACUAAAGACGCAUUGGAAUCCCAGGUUCUACUCCGAGAUAAAUGCUUCCCUUUUACAGCCUCAAACACUCACAGUCCGAGGCCAAUACAUGGUCGAUCCCAAUCUCAUUUUCAAUUGGAUUAUUGCAUCGCAAAGUUGGAGUGUGCCUCCCACGGUUCAAUUAGUAUGGUCGCAGCGACUUUCGAGUAAAUCAAGUCUAACAGGCUUUGCACAAGUCAAGACGGGCGCAUAUACUGUUGGUUCCUGGGGCGCCGAUGAAAACGGCGAACCACUGACAGAUGAUAUGAGUGCGCUAGUUGUUGGCGUAACGAAACCACACGAGGAUGGCACCGAAUGGACAUGCCAUUACCAAUUCACGAAUGACCUAUCCAUCCACUAUGAAUGGUCUAUGAAAGUGUUGAGUGGCAUGAGGGUCAAGAGUGGUGUAUCUUGCGGAUUGCUCUCUGGAUUGGCGGCCUACUCGAACAGUGAGCGCCGGGUCACAGAGAACAUACGAGUCCUCUUGGGUGUCAAAUGCGGCACCUCCUCGGGCAUCUCAUUGAAGAUUCGUGUGACGCGCCUGGGUCAACGAAUCGUAUUCCCCAUCGUCCUAAGUCCCAAGUUCCGGGUGGAUCUAGCUAUGGGAGCAGCUAUUUUACCUGCUCUGGCCAUUGCUGGAUCACACUAUUUCUACUUUAUGCCUAAACGCCGGCUUGCCACCUCUGAACGUCUUCACUCGAUACGCAAAGAUCGUAUGACUGACAUUGAACAGCGCCGCACGUCCGCCGAACAAACUUGUGCUCUUCUGCGUCCUCAAGCCACAAAACGUGCAGAGGCCGAAUAUGGACGGAGUGGCCUUGUCAUCCUUCAGGCAUACUAUGGCCGACAUGAUGUUUUUCCACCGCCGAUGGACUUGGACAUACACAUGCUAGCGGACAAAGAACAACUCUUUUCGAUGCUUUCGCAGUAUGAAGCGCUGCACCAAGUCAAAGAUAACAACCAGCCACUGUGGUGUAAUGUGCGCGUACAGCUCCAAAUGCUAGUAAACCAGAGUCAAUUGGUGAUCCCUGCUGGCCGAUCCAAGUCCAAGCUACUCGGAUUCUUUGAUCCAUGUGUCGGUGAACGCAAGCAGCUUUAUAUCCGCUACCUAUUCCGCGGCAGACUGCAUGAACUAACGGCUCAUGAUGAUGACGCCGUUGCCGCGCCGCUGCGGAGCCAACAGAUCACAUAG
Malassezia restricta is the source of this 1941-nucleotide messenger RNA. RefSeq names its product DnaJ subfamily C member 11. The coding region runs from base 1 to 1941 and encodes 646 amino acids. The transcript is spliced from 2 exons. Gene Ontology annotation, biological process: cristae formation. Lineage: Eukaryota; Fungi; Basidiomycota; Malasseziomycetes; Malasseziales; Malasseziaceae. The record is from RefSeq and is a predicted model, not a curated record.